CAUGGCUGGGUGGCAAAUUAGCCAAGUCAGUGCUCAUCACCAUCCCAGGGGGCUGAAAGCCAACACAUCCCAUUACCAUGGGGUAUCCAAUGUCUGUCCCAUGGGCAGUGGCCAAAGAGACCCGUGGGUAUGCAAGGUACCCAGUUCCCAUUGCAUCAGCCCAGCACCAUUGUGGUGUUGCUUAUGGUAGGGACAAGAUGGAGCCAUGGACUGGGACAUGGGAAUUAGAUGUUGGGAUGGAGGAUGCCGCUGAUGGGAUGGAAGGAUGCUGCAUUUGGGAUGGGGUGAUGGUGGCAGUGGGAUGGAAGAUGCUGCAGUUGAGAUGGGGUAAUGCCACAUGUAGAGGUGAUGGAGUAAUGCUGCAGGUGAAGAUGGAGAUGGAUGGAGUCUCAUCCCCCAUAUCCCCUCGUGUCACCACCACUGGCCCCCAGCAGGACCCUUGUGAUAGAUCCACCCCAACCUCAGCCUCAAGAGUCCAUCCCCCUCCCUGUCCCUGUCUCCACUGGCCCCACAGCCCACCCCGGAUGGCCGCAGGGGGGUUUAGCAUCUAAAGCCCUCAAAUCUCAAAUUGUGCUGCCCUGUCACAGCGAGGGUUUAGCCUUCGUUGCGUAACCCUGGGGCCACCUGGCCCCACGCUGCUGCGUCAGCAGCCACGGCCCAAAGCCCCCAAAGGGACACAGGCUGCUGGCCCCUGGGGGACACACGAUACCCCUGUCCCAGCACUAAUCCUCUUUGGGAGAACCCCACCAAUUAUCCCCCUCAAUUGGGGCUUGUAAUUAAUUGCCUGGGAACAGGGAAGGGGGGCUUUGUGUCUUCCCCCCACCCUGUAAUUACCACUUUUCGUUAUUCCUCUCUAAACUCCUUAACAAGGGGCUUAUGUGCUUACAGGGUCCGGUGGGCGCAGCACGGGGGGACAUGGGGGUCAACCCUGCACCCCAACACUCCUCCGCAAUCUCAGCCCUCCACUUCCCGGGGCCAGCAUCGCUGUGACCCCCGUGUCCCCACCACGGGUGGCUUUGGUGGCUUUGGUGGCUUUGGUGUCACAGGGUUUAGGGUUACAGAAAGGCAGCCAUGCCGGGGCUCAGCACCUUUUUAAUUCUUCAUCGCGUGGCUGAUUGAUCCCCCCCCGCACAGACACUAAAGAUUAAGACAGUGACAAACAGGCGGCUGCUUACACAGCGCCCGCGCUAAUCUGCCUUGAAGAGAGCACAGCCACAGCCCCAUCCUGCAGACGGGGACGGGGACAGCCCAGCAUGUCUGCAUCGCCGGAGGGGUCGGUGGUGAGCGCCGGGCUGGAGGACAGCCCCUCGGGACUGAGCCCGGCCCCUGGCAAGGCGCUGAGUCCCGUGCUGCUGUGUAAGGUGUGUGGGGACACCAGCAGUGGGAAGCACUAUGGCAUCUAUGCCUGCAAUGGCUGCAGCGGCUUCUUCAAGCGCAGCGUCCGCAGGAAGCUCAUCUACAGGUGCCAGGCAGGGACAGGGCUGUGCCCAGUGGACAAGGCACACCGCAACCAGUGCCAGGCAUGCCGGCUCAAGAAGUGCCUGCAAGCCGGCAUGAACAAGGAUGCUGUGCAGAAUGAGCGCCAGCCCCGGAGCACAGCCCAGGUCCGGCUGGAUAGCAUCGAGCUGGAUGCCAAGCUGCCCCCGGAGCACGUGGCUGCCACGCGUGAUGUCCCCCCAGUUCCCUGCCCGGCUCCCCGUGGCCCCGGGGCUACUGCUGCCACUGCUGCCGUCCCCCGCACGCCCACACCGCCCAGCAACCACCGCUUCAUGGCCAGCCUGAUGACGGCCGAGACCUGUGCCAAGCUGGAGCCUGAAGAUGUUGAUGAGACAGUAGAUGUGACGGGUGGUGAGCCUGAGCGGGCGGGCGGUGAGUACCAGGUGGCCCCGUAUCCAGCAGCUGGUCCCGAAAAUGUCUACGAGACCUCGGCACGUCUCCUCUUCAUGGCUGUCAAGUGGGCAAAGAAUCUGCCUGUCUUCUCCAAUCUGCCCUUCCGGGACCAGGUGAUCCUGCUGGAGGAGGCGUGGAGCGAGCUGUUCCUGCUCUGUGCCAUCCAGUGGUCCAUGCCCCUGGAGAGCUGCCCGCUGCUGGCCGUCCCCGAGCCGUCCCCCGGCAAGCUGCUGCCAGCUGCUGUGGACGUGCGGGCACUGCAGGAGACCCUGGGACGCUUCAAAGCAUUGGCAGUCGAUCCCACCGAAUUUGCCUGCAUGAAGGCUGUGGUGCUCUUCAAGCCAGAGACCCGCGGCCUGAAGGACCCUGAGCAAGUGGAGAACCUGCAGGACCAGUCUCAGGUGAUGCUGGGCCAGCACAACCGCUCCCACUACCCCGGGCAGCCCGUCAGGUUUGGGAAGCUGCUGCUGCUCCUGCCGGCGCUGCGCUUCCUCUCCUCCGAGCGCGUCGAGCUGCUCUUCUUCCGCCGUACCAUCGGCAACACCCCCAUGGAGAAGCUGCUCUGCGACAUGUUCAAGAACUGACCCCUCCCUGUUGUCACCUGGCUGCUGCUCGGUGUCUUUUGGGAUAGCCCGGGCUGUUUGUCCCUCCGUGCCGGCACUCCGUCACCCCCCGCCUCUCCUCGGGGUGUGGACGUCCCCAGGCCAGCAGUCAAGUCCUUGGGGUGCUCCCAAGUGGUGCAGGAGGCUGGGUGGCAGGGGGACAUCUCCAGGGUGGCACCAGGACCUCACGGGAUGGGCACCUCGAUGGGUACUGCUGCCUCCAACUCAACCCUGAGCACUGCCUGGACACGGUGUCAGCAGCGCCCCAACCCAGGGACGUGACACCAGCCUGGGGGUGGCACUGGUGGGGGACACGUGGGGACAGAGCUGUCAUCCCAUCCCAGGGGCCUUGCAGCCAGCCCCCUGUUUUGUACUCCGAAUAAAGAGGGCUUUUGCAGACAGCCUCCUCGUGCCCUUCUCUCAGGGUCUGGCACUGGGGACACUGGGGACACAGGGCCAGAACAGCCAGCUGAAAACCACAUCUCCAGCUCCAAAAAGAAAGCCAAGAAGCAACACCCACCUGCAGACCCACAAACCAG
Messenger RNA from Phasianus colchicus (ring-necked pheasant), 3031 nucleotides. RefSeq names its product nuclear receptor subfamily 2 group E member 3 (gene NR2E3). Gene Ontology annotation, molecular function: sequence-specific DNA binding; zinc ion binding; DNA-binding transcription factor activity. Lineage: Eukaryota; Metazoa; Chordata; Aves; Galliformes; Phasianidae. Gene Ontology annotation, biological process: regulation of DNA-templated transcription. The record is from RefSeq and is a predicted model, not a curated record.